AUGCCACCAGUAUCUGCAUCAAAGGCCAAGAGAGAUGCUAAGAAAGCUGAAAGAGAUGCUAAGAAAGCCGCUGCCGGUAAAACCAUCAGAAAGCUAGGUAGAAAGAAGGAGGCCACUGCUGAAGAAUCAGAAGUUGAUGCCGCCGCUAGAGAAAUCAAGAUGAUGAAGUUGCAGCAAGAUAAGGAUGGUCUUUCAGAUCGUGUUGUCACUGGUGUUUUGAGUUCAUUGGAAACAUCCCGUGAUAUUAAACUCUCUUCUGUUUCUUUACUGUUCCACGGUAAAGUUCUGAUCCAGGAUUCUGGUUUAGAAUUAAACUACGGCCGUAGAUAUGGUCUUCUGGGAGAAAAUGGUUGUGGUAAGUCCACGUUCUUGAAGGCUCUUGCUACUAGAGAAUAUCCUAUUCCUGAGCAUAUUGAUAUUUAUUUAUUGGAUGAACCUGCAGAACCAAGUGAAUUGUCUGCGUUGGAUUACGUUGUCACUGAAGCUCAAAACGAAUUGAAAAGAAUAGAAGAUUUGGUCGAAAAGACUAUCUUGGAGGAUGGCCCUGAAUCCGAGUUGUUGGAACCUUUAUAUGAAAGAAUGGAUUCUUUAGAUCCAGACACUUUUGAAUCUAGAGCUGCCAUCAUUUUGAUCGGUCUGGGUUUCAACAAGAAGACUAUUUUGAAGAAAACAAAAGAUAUGUCCGGUGGAUGGAAAAUGCGUGUUGCUUUGGCAAAAGCUCUUUUUGUUAAGCCAACUCUAUUAUUGUUGGAUGACCCUACUGCACAUCUGGAUUUGGAGGCCUGUGUUUGGCUAGAAGAAUACUUAAAGAGAUUUGACAGAACUUUAGUUUUGGUGUCUCACUCUCAAGAUUUCUUGAACGGUGUCUGUACCAACAUGAUUGACAUGAGAGCUCAAAAACUAACCGCUUACGGUGGUAAUUAUGAUUCUUAUCACAAGACAAGAUCCGAAUUGGAAACCAAUCAAAUGAAACAAUACAAUAAACAACAAGAAGAAAUUCAACAUAUUAAAAAAUUCAUUGCAUCUGCUGGUACUUAUGCUAACUUGGUGAAACAAGCUAAAUCUAGACAAAAAAUUUUGGACAAGAUGGAAGCAGAUGGUUUAGUACAACCUGUUGUUCCUGACAAGGUUUUCUCAUUUAGAUUCCCACAAGUGGAAAGAUUGCCACCACCAGUUUUAGCAUUCGAUGACAUUUCAUUUCAUUAUGAGAGCAACCCAUCUGAAAACUUGUACGAACAUUUGAACUUUGGUGUCGAUAUGGACUCGCGUAUUGCCCUAGUCGGACCAAACGGUGUUGGUAAAUCCACAUUGUUGAAGAUCAUGACCGGUGAGCUUACCCCACAAUCUGGUCGUGUGUCUAGACAUACUCAUGUCAAGUUGGGUGUCUACUCGCAACACUCCCAGGAUCAACUAGACUUGACAAAAUCUGCUCUGGAAUUUGUUCGUGACAAGUACUCCAAUAUCUCACAAGAUUUCCAAUUCUGGAGAGGUCAACUAGGUCGCUACGGACUAACCGGGGAAGGUCAAACCGUUCAAAUGGCUACUUUAUCGGAAGGUCAACGUUCUCGUGUUGUUUUUGCUCUAUUGGCUCUGGAACAACCAAAUGUUCUACUAUUGGAUGAACCUACCAAUGGUUUGGAUAUUCCAACCAUCGACUCCUUAGCCGAUGCCAUAAAUGAAUUCAACGGUGGUGUAGUUGUCGUUUCGCAUGAUUUCAGAUUAUUAGACAAGAUUGCCCAAGAUAUUUUCGUCGUGGAAAACAAGACCGCUACCAGAUGGGACGGAUCUAUUCUGCAAUAUAAGAACAAAUUGGCCAAGAACGUUGUUUUGUAA
Molecule: messenger RNA, 1833 nt
Organism: Saccharomyces paradoxus
Lineage: Eukaryota; Fungi; Ascomycota; Saccharomycetes; Saccharomycetales; Saccharomycetaceae
Gene: ARB1
Product: ATP-binding cassette family ATPase ARB1
Exons: 1
Coding region: 1-1833 (610 amino acids)
Molecular function (GO): ATP hydrolysis activity; ATP binding
Source: RefSeq, a predicted model, not a curated record